Molecule: messenger RNA, 1422 nt
Organism: Cicer arietinum (chickpea)
Lineage: Eukaryota; Viridiplantae; Streptophyta; Magnoliopsida; Fabales; Fabaceae
Source: RefSeq, a predicted model, not a curated record
AUGGAAGACAUACCUUUUUGUGAGCAAAAUGUUGGGAAUAUUGAAGAACUACAAUUAGUGCGAGACGAUGUAAAUGAACAAGAAAAUGAUGAAACAAAUGUUGAGGAAGAUCAUGUCAGCUUGACAGAUAUUUUAUUGGAGGAUGAUGUAGUUGAACCUUCACCAAAGCCAAAUGAAACUGAAUCGCAACAAAAAGAGGAGUCAUUACUUAUCAAAGUUAAAGAUACUUCUACCGGAGAAAUUAUAAUUGGAAAAAUGGUAGUAAAUCAAGUUUGGCAUCUAGAGAAAACAAAAAAGAUUAUGGUCGAAAUCGGUGCUAAUGGACAGGGCAAUGAUAAUGGUUCAAAUUUACUUGUGAGAUUUCUGGGCGAACUUGCUAAAAAAUCAGCAUUUUGUCCUAUAAGUGUUGAAAGAUGGGAUCAAAUGUCAGAAAAGAAUAGUAAAGCAAUUUGGAACUGCAUCAAGGAUCAUUUUGUGUAUGAUUAUGUUGCUGGUAUCAAAUGGACAUGGGAAAUCCUAGGAGAAAGAUGGAAGGCCUAUAAAUAUAAGUUACGAUGUAAAUACUUCUACCCUAACAAAAGUAAGGAAGACCUACUUGCUAUUGAUCCUCCUGUGCCUGAAAAUGAUUGGAUUGCUUUUAAACUAAGUGAGCAAAAUAUGAAAAAUCGAAAGAUGCUUAAAGUCUCACAUGCUGGGGGUAGUAUGAGCAACGCAAGAAGAGCUCGUCAUAUGGAGCUACAAUUGAAUAGAUAUGUAUGUCGUGUUGAGGUUAUAUUGUCAACUUUGCUUAAAAAGAAUGGAAACUAUGUGAAUGAGGAAGGAAAAUCCAUCGCAGAAAAGAUAUCAGAGAACUUGUCUCAAGAUCAAGAACGUGUUGCCACUGAAGGUGUUCCAUCAAAGAUUAAUGCCUAUCCAGAUGAUGUCAUUGGCAAAGUGUACGAAGUUGAACAUUCAGGUCGAGUGUGUGGUUUAGGUGUUGGUGUUUUCCCCACGAGUGUUUUCAAGACGCGCAAAUAUUUCAUGCAAUUUGACAGUGUUGGUAGCUCUAGCCAAAAAAAUGUUGAGGAGUUACAAAAGGAAGUGCACACUUUGAAAGAAAAGCUAAAUGGAUAUGAAGAGAUUAAGGAGCAACUUUCACAAACACAAGAUCAACUUAAAGUUAUCCUUAAUUUUAUGCAAAGAAAAUUUGGUGAUGAGUUACCUACUUUUAACUAAGGUUUCCCUCCACCUUAGUAAUAUAAUUUCUUAUAAUAUAUAGAAAUUGAAGUUAAUAAGAUUUUUUGCACUUAGAUCUAUACUUUAAGUCACUAGCAAAUAUCAUGUUCUAUUUCUUGACAUAGUGAUUGAUAUUAUUAAAAUGAUACUCAUUCAUUAGUGUUAAUUUGUAAACAUUUGUUUACAUUAUGUUUUGACUUGACAGGU